Molecule: messenger RNA, 1989 nt
Organism: Danaus chrysippus (African queen)
Lineage: Eukaryota; Metazoa; Arthropoda; Insecta; Lepidoptera; Nymphalidae
Source: the annotation of a GenBank genome assembly
AUGGUUCAGGAGUAUGUUUCACCCGUGAGGGUACACAAGUAUCCCUUCGAAAUGGUUAUGGCUGCGUACGAGCGUCGUUUCCCAAGCUGUCCCCAGAUCCCGGUUGUGAUAGACUGUGUGAUCACCGAGGACAGCUGGUCCGCAGACGACUCCCAGCGACAGACCACCAGGAGGUGCCAGCUCAAUGUGGACGCGCCAUACCUGCUCAAGAAGAUGAUCGGUGUGGACUAUAUUUACUUCAUCCAAAAGAACAGCCUGGACCUGAGGAGUCGUGUGCUGGAGAUAGAAGCCACAAACGAGACCUUCGCCUCCAGGGUCUCGGUCGUUGAAAACUGUCGCUAUUUCGUACACCCAGAGAAUUCUGAGUGGACUUGUUUCGAGCAGAGAGCGUUACUCGACGUCAAGAACUUCUUCGGCCUCGAGAACACGGUCGAGAAGAUAGCCAUGAAGCAGUACGCUGCUAACAUAGCCAAGGGCAAGGAGCUGAUCGAGAUCUUCAUGCAAGGAGUUCACGAGGACGGUGUGAAGGAACUGAAGCCCUGGUCGGCUUCCGACCCUCGGAACAACAGGGAGCUGAGGCGUGUGGUUUCCAGGGGCACGGAGCCUUUGUCACCACGACCAGCGGCGGACGCCAAGAGACACUCGAUACCAGAUUCAUACACCCUGGACAGCGAGUACAUCAAGAGGUACCUCGGCGAGCUGACUCCCACCCAGGAGGCGAGGCUGCUGCAGCUCAGGAAGUGGAUCGCGGAACUGCAGAAAGGAAAGGUGCCAAGUGACACGACUCUGCUCCGUUUCCUUCGAGCUCGUGACUUCAGCGUGGAGAAGGCUCGUGAGAUGCUGUCCCAGAGUCUGUUGUGGCGCAAGAAACACCAGGUGGACCGGCUGCUGUCGGAGUACCAGACACCGGAGGUGGUCAGGCAGUACUUCCCCGGAGGCUGGCAUCAUCAUGACAAGGACGGACGUCCGCUCUACAUACUUCGACUUGGACAAAUGGACGUCAAGGGUUUGUUGAAAUCAAUCGGAGAAGAUGGCCUCUUGAAGUUGACGCUCCACGUAUGUGAAGAAGGUCUCAAGCUGCUGGAGGAGGCUAGCAGGUCUAUGGAACGCGCGGUGCAGGCCUGGUGUUUACUGGUGGACCUGGACGGACUGAACAUGCGGCACCUGUGGCGGCCCGGGGUGCGCGCCUUGUUGAGGAUCAUACAGAUAGUGGAGGACAACUACCCGGAGACGAUGGGCCGGGUGCUCAUCGUGCGCGCGCCCAGGGUCUUCCCUAUACUAUGGACCAUUGUUAGCACUUUCAUUGAUGAAAACACCCGCAGUAAGUUCUUGUUCUACGGCGGCAAGGACUACCUCCAGCCCGGAGGUUUGCUCGAUUAUAUUCCCAAAGAUCUCAUACCAGACUUCCUUGGAGGACCUUGCAAGAGCUUCGUCCACGAGGGCGGGCUGGUGCCGAAGAGUUUGUACGUGAGUGGAGCCUUUACCGAGCGAGACGGAGACCCGCUCAGUGAAGACAGCAUAUAUAAGUCAGUCAGUCUGGCGAGAGGACAGGUCCACGAGGUGGUCGUACACAACAGAGACCCGCACAGCGUGCUCACCUGGGACUUCGACGUGCUGCGGCACGACGUGUACUUCAGCGUGUACAGGACCAGCAAGGAGCUGCAGCACACGGAACAGCCCGCCGCUGGUGAUGAGAGCCGCUCGGUCCUAGAGGGAGCUGGUCGCGAGGGUGAGCACUACCACCGCGUGGAGACGGCGCUGCUGUGUCACGACGGAGAGAGUAUACAGGGUUCCCACGUGAUGUCCUCGCGAGGCAGCUACGUGCUCCAGUGGCGGUGUGAGGGCGCGCGGGGCCCGGACGGAGCUCAGCUGGUGUACUUCCACGAGACGCUCGCCAGCCACCACUACCGCGGGUCCAUGUCGAGCCUGCAGUCCGCCACCAGCGGCUUCUCCUGCCUCAGCGGGUCCAGUUCGUGUCCGUCCCGGUGA